AUUUCAUUUCACGCUUUUUUCUUCUUCUUCUUCUUCUUCUUCUUUCGAUUUCAAUUUCAAUUUCGCGAGUUAAACCCUAAACAACCAAACCAUGGCGCAUCGAUUGCUAAGGGAUCACGAAGCCGAUGGAUGGGAACGUUCCGACUUUCCCAUCAUCUGCGAAUCAUGUCUAGGGGAUAGCCCUUAUGUUCGAAUGACAAAGGCUGAGUAUGACAAAGAGUGCAAGAUUUGUACAAGGCCAUUUACUGUUUUUAGAUGGAGACCUGGUCGGGAUGCAAGAUAUAAGAAAUCAGAGAUCUGCCAGACUUGUAGCAAACUGAAAAAUGUUUGUCAAGUUUGCUUGUUGGAUCUUGAAUACGGUCUUCCGGUUCAAGUCCGUGACACGGCUCUGAGCAUUAGCUCCAAUGAUGCUAUUCCUAAAAGUGAUGUCAAUAGGGAGUAUUUUGCUGAAGAGCAUGACCGCAAGGCUAGAGCUGGUAUAGAUUAUGAAUCCUCUUUUGGUAAAGCACGCCCAAAUGACACUAUCUUGAAGCUUCAAAGGACAACACCUUAUUACAAAAGAAACAGGGCACAUAUUUGCAGUUUCUACACAAGGGGUGAGUGUACUAGAGGAGCCGAGUGCCCUUACAGACAUGAGAUGCCAGUAACUGGGGAACUUUCUCAACAAAAUAUCAAAGAUCGUUAUUAUGGGGUGAAUGAUCCGGUGGCUAUGAAGCUACUUGGUAAGGCAGGCGAGAUGAGCUCUCUGGAGGUUCCCGAGGAUGAGAGCAUUAAAACACUUUAUGUUGGUGGACUUGAUGCUAGGGUCACUGAACAGGAUCUGCGUGACAACUUUUAUGCCCAUGGAGAAAUUGAAUCAGUCAAAAUGGUUCUCCAACGGGCCUGUGCUUUUGUAACCUAUACAACCAGAGAAGGAGCAGAAAAGGCAGCUGAAGAACUCUCAAACAAGCUGGUCAUUAAGGGCCUUAGGCUAAAAUUGAUGUGGGGAAGGCCUCAGUCAGCAAAACCUGAGUCCGACGGCUUGGAUCAAGCAAGGCAGCAGGCUUCUGUGGCUCAUAGUGGAUUGUUCCCUCGAGCAGUUAUAUCACAGCAGCAGAACCAGGAUCAAACCCAAGGAAUGCUUUACUAUAACAAUCCACCUCCUCCUCAGCAGGAAAGGAACUAUUACCCUUCAAUGGAUCCCCAAAGAAUGGGUGCUCUUCUUCCAUCUCAAGAUGGUCCUCCUGGUGGGCCUUCUGGAUCAGGGGAGAACAAACCUAGUUCCGAGAAGCAGCAAAUGCAACAUUAUGGUCGUCCUAUGAUGCCACCUCCACAAGGCCAGUAUCAUCAUCAGUACUAUCCUCCAUAUCAACAGUACCCACCACAAUACAAUGCUGCAAUGCCUCCAGUUCCCCCUUAUCAACAGUACCCACCACAAUACAAUGCUGCGAUGCCUCCACCCCAACCUCCUGCUGCAAACCAUCCCUAUCAACAUCCUAUGCAACCAGGUUCUUCACAGACAGGGUCUGGACAAGCUGGGUCUGCACCAGCUGAAACUGGAACAUCGACAUCAGGGUCACAGGAGCAAUAAUAACGCCUAGAUAGUAAUAUUUCUAGUUAUUUUAAUGCAAAGUUUUUCCUUGAAUUACCAAUGUUGACAGGGAAGAUAUUUUGGCUCAAGCAGGCAGUGUAACUCUUGAUAUUCAUUUGCCUUGCAGCUUGAACAAGUUAUUUUAUGCUUUGAUUUUGUGCUUUUGUAACUCUUGGUUCAUUAUUACUACUAGAUCAUUGUCAUGCCCAGGCUCA
Messenger RNA from Medicago truncatula (barrel medic), 1785 nucleotides. Its product is annotated as zinc finger CCCH domain-containing protein 49. Gene Ontology annotation, molecular function: pre-mRNA binding; U6 snRNA binding; metal ion binding. The coding region runs from base 92 to 1570 and encodes 492 amino acids. The transcript has 4 exons. The record is from RefSeq and is a predicted model, not a curated record. Gene Ontology annotation, cellular component: U2-type catalytic step 1 spliceosome; U2-type catalytic step 2 spliceosome; Prp19 complex. NCBI's taxonomy places the organism in Eukaryota, Viridiplantae, Streptophyta, Magnoliopsida, Fabales, Fabaceae.